AUGUUCGGUUUACUGGCAUCCGUCACGGAAAUCGCGCUGAUGAUGUUGGAACCGGUAUACCAGACGUACAAGGGACUGGAGGCGAACGAGACGGGCGGCAACGGGCUGGACCAGGACGUGUGGCGGCGGUUGCUCGUCCACUGGAUCGUGUACGGCGUGUUCCGGGCGGUGGAGGGCCUGGCCCGGCCGUGGGUGCCGUUCUACGACUUGGUCAAGAUCGGCGCCAUCGUGUGGUUGCGCGCGGGCGGCUCGGAUACGGUUUACCAGAUGAUCAUCCGGCCGUACCUGGCGGAAAACGAGCAGGCCAUCGACGAGUGGAUCGAUCAGAUGAACCGCACUCGAGAAACGGUGAUGGCCGCCACGUCGGUGCUGAGCGCCGCCGUCACCGCCGACCCGGACGCGUUCGACGAAGGCGUGAUGCCGGCGCAAACGACGGUGCUGCCCGACCCGGUGGUGCCCACAAUCCCGGCGCCCGUCAGUGCCAAACCGGACGAAGGACAAAACCGGAAGGAUGAAUAA
Melanaphis sacchari is the source of this 519-nucleotide messenger RNA. RefSeq names its product receptor expression-enhancing protein 5-like. The record is from RefSeq and is a predicted model, not a curated record. NCBI's taxonomy places the organism in Eukaryota, Metazoa, Arthropoda, Insecta, Hemiptera, Aphididae. Bases 1 to 519 code for a protein of 172 amino acids. The transcript has a single exon.